AUGGAUCCAGUAACUCACCAUUCUCACACUCCCCAGCCUCUCAAAAUGGUCCGUUUUAAUCUGCGAGAACAGCUCCCACUCCAUAUCAAGCGCGCUAUUUGCGCGCACCACGUCGAAAACCCCCGCCUGCGUCAUGUUGACCUGGCGAGGUGGUGUUACUCUCAUUACGGCUUGCGCCCGGAUCGCUCCACUGUCGGGCGCAUUUUGAAGAGCGCGGAACGACGGGCUGUCACGGCAACCGGCGACAACCAAGUGCGCCGGCGAGGUGGCGCAUGGCCUGAGCUGGAGCAGGCCAUGUCGCGGUGGAUUGCAAACGCGGGGCCCGCCGGCGUGCCGCUUACCCUGCAGACCAUCCGCGACCAUGUCGCGGCCAUCGCGCGGAACAUGGGCAUUCCGCCCACAUUCCGCUGCUCCAUCGGCUGGGUGCGCCGUGCUUUGCGGCGCCAGGGGGUGCGGUGCCGUGCAGCACAAGGCGAGGCGGCUAGCGCGGACAUGGCCGCCGUGCGCGGCGCCCGGGAGAAGCUUCCGCAACUCCUCACUCAUCUCGGCGUCACCCCGCGGGACACAUUCAACCUGGACGAGACCGCACUAUGGCUCUCCGUGCUCCCUAGGCGCACGUACAGCAACGGCCGCAUACCAGGUCGCAAACGGUGCUGGUGGCGCACGGGGUGUCUUCCGCUCUCGUGGUCCUUGGAGCUGCCACACGUUCACGACGACGAACCCCGCCCUGCCUUAUAUCCCGACAUUGAGCUCGACGCCGACAUCGACGAUGUCGGCACGCUCAUCAGCGGGCUCGGCCUCGGGAACGGAGCAAUGACGGCCGCCGAGUACGUCGCCGUCGACGAUGGCGAGCCAACGUGCGCCGAUCGCGCUGCGGGAGAGCCCACCACGGAGCCGGAGGCGGGCCUGGUGGUGGAGCUCUGGGAGGCGCCGACGACCAUGCAGGCCGUCUACGACGACGCCGACCCCGUUGGCCGCGAAGCCCGGCGCAUUGCCCGGGCGGCAUGCGAGAUGCUCAUCGGAUAUGCUCGGGCAACCCGCAUCACGCCGCGCGAUCUCUGCCAUCUAUUUGAUAUCCGCAACCCUAUCAUUAUCGCGCGGAUGGAGCGGGCGAGCCCGUCAUUCAACCUCAACGUGGCCCCUCAGCCCGUCCCCACCCCCGACGCAACUCCCACGCCCGAGACCCCUCGUCUGCGCGGCCGUGUGCUUCCUGGCUGGAUGACCCAGCCGUCCCGCCGUCAGCAGCUGCUCGACGCCGGUGUGGGCGCCGUGAUGGGCAGCUAUGUGGACGCGGCUGAGUGGAUGCGUCUUGUUGACCGCGCACUCGGCAAGGUAAGGCGGUUGCGCAGCCGUCUUUCCCCCGAGUUUUCCCCGCGCACCCUGCCAAUCUACAUCGUCCGCUUCCACGCCAUGCCCCCCGCGGCCACGUACACCGGCGGAAUCCUCGGCUUCCCCGCAACCGCUGCGCCGAUGGACGACUCGGACGAAGGGCUAAUCGCCUCCGCGGCUUCCGCGGGGUCGGCGGAUGCCGGCGGGCUGCGCCGCGCGUUCGACGCGUCGCAGCCGCACGUGCGCGCGUACGCGGCGCACCUGGUGCGCAUGCACAGCGCGGUGCUGGCGGAAGCGGGGGUCGAUAGCAGCGCGCACGUUUACAGCUACACGUAUGCUAUGAACGGCGUAGCAGCAACGCUCACUCCGCAACAAGUGGCGGCACUUAAGAGACGACCAGAAGUGGGGUCGGUGAGAGAGGCGCCUAAGUACGAGCUGCACACGACAUUCACGCCCACGUUCCUGAACCUGCGCAAGCGCGUGUGGAGCAACGAGACGCUCCAGAACGGGCAGAAGGGCGCGGGGCAGCAAGGCGAGAAUGUGAUUAUCGGCGUGAUCGACACGGGCAUCUGGCGGGAGAACCCUGCGUUCAGUGAUGAUGUCACCCCGCUCUAUGGCCCGGUGCCAGCCCAGUGGAAGGGGUCGUGCAUGACGUCAGCGGACUUCCCCAGCUGCAACCGCAAGCUGAUAGGCGCGCGCGGGUUCUUCCAGGGGCUCAAGGCGUCGGGUUACACCAUGGACUGGACCAUCGACUACAAGUCCGCACGAGACGUGGCGGGGCAUGGCACUCAUACCACCAGCACGGCGGGCGGCAACAGCGGCGUGGAAGUGAAGCUGAAUGGCUUCUCGUUUGGAACAGCCAGCGGCAUGGCGCCACGUGCACGCGUGGCUAUGUAUAAGGUCUUCUGGGCGACGGUGGAGAGCGGGAGGGACAACUGUGACGGGUCAGACAUUCUCAAGGCUGUUGAUACAGCCGUGGCGGAUGGAGUGGACGUGAUCAGCCUGUCCGUGGGCCGCCAGGCUCCUCUCUUCUUUGACGAUGAUGAGAUGAUCUACCUCAAUGCCGCCAGGGCAGGCGUGCUGGCGUCAGUUUCAGCGGGCAACAGCGGCCCCACUACCAUCGGAGACGCCUUCUUUCGCAGCAUAGGGCACCCGUCCCCGUGGAUGAUCACCGUUGCUGCCAGCUCCCACGGCCGCAACUACAUGACUGAUGUGACGGUCAACGGGGACAAGUUCUCUGGGCGAUCGAUGGUGGGGACGGGCGGUGGGGAGCUGAUUUUAGGGAAGAACGGCGUGAAGGCCGGAGGGAACGCGUGGAUGGCGGGUGUGUGUGCGUCAGGCACCCUCGACCCAGCCAAGGUCUCGGGCAAGAUCGUGGUGUGCCGACGCAUAUCCCAAUUCGGAGGGUGGAGCUCCGAGGACCUCCUCCCUAUAAGCAUCACCGUUAAGAAGGCGGGCGCUGCGGGUGUGAUUAUAUACAACACGGCUAAGGCGGAUCGUGUAGUGGCUGUGCUUCAUCCAAUCCCUGCGUGCCACCUGGACCGGUACACUGGCAAGAGGCUCGUGAAGCUUCUGGGAAAUUCCACAGGAGUAAAGGCCAAAAUCUCAGCCUCGUACGUGAAGCAGCUGGCGGCGCCCACCGUCGCGUCUUUCUCCUCCACGGGACCCAACGUCGACCCCGUGCUAGACGCCCGGGAGGGCGGCAAGUACUCGUUCGGGUACAACGACGUCUUAAAGCCCGACAUCACCGCACCGGGGCUGGAGGUGUGGGCUGGGUGGACCCAGUCGCCCUUCCAGGAGCCCUACGGGAUUGCUUCAGGCGUCGUCCCUGCUGCCUCCAUGUCUCAUCUCUUGAUCAGCGGGACUUCCAUGUCCUGCCCGCACAUCUCCGGCCUCGCUGCAAUUAUCAAGGGGAAAUACCCCAACUGGUCGCCCUUUGCCCUCAAAUCCGCGCUCAUGACCACGGCGUACACCUUAAACAACAAGAACAAGCCGAUUUACUCGGCCGGGCAGCUACGAGCAGCAGACCCCUUUGACUAUGGCACGGGGCAUGUGGACACGUUUAAAGCCCUGGACCCAGGGCUGGUGUACGACUCUACAGUGCUUGAGAAUGUGAAGUUUCUUAUAGCGGUUGAUGCAGUGGACGUAAAGCAGACGUCAGCGUAUUGGGCGGUGGCCAAGGAGAAAAGGAAGCCGCUUGCCCACCCGUGA
Molecule: messenger RNA, 3540 nt
Organism: Closterium sp. NIES-65
Lineage: Eukaryota; Viridiplantae; Streptophyta; Zygnematophyceae; Desmidiales; Closteriaceae
Source: the annotation of a GenBank genome assembly